Messenger RNA from Ruditapes philippinarum (Manila clam), 2125 nucleotides. RefSeq lists its product as uncharacterized. Lineage: Eukaryota; Metazoa; Mollusca; Bivalvia; Venerida; Veneridae. The coding region runs from base 158 to 1123 and encodes 321 amino acids. The transcript has 4 exons. The record is from RefSeq and is a predicted model, not a curated record.
AUACACCUGUUUCGCUUUUGUAAAUUUGCACCCGGCAUACCAUACCAUAAAAAUAGCCCCGACUUAAAUGAAGGGGUACCAUAAAAUCGGACACCUGUGUACAUUGGAUUAAUUAGUAAACAAAACUAAACAAGAUUUCUAAAAUUUGUGAAAUGUGAUGUCGGCUCAGGGUGUGUUUAUGUUGUGUGUAUUACCGGAAACGUUAUCCGAGACAGAUGGAAACAACAGAGGUAUUACGGAUUCCGAGAGAGAGGACCUUUCUAGAAAGAAGGCUAUUCGUGUCUAUCUCGGUCUUUCCGUUUUGCAAGUCGUCUGCGGCCUUGUGACUGUUGUCUCCUCCUCAAUUUCCGUGCAUUAUCACUCUGGAGGGGGAUUUCCAUAUUACACCGGAAGUUUUGUCAUCGGCUGCAUGCUUCUGAUAUCAAGUAUGGUAGCGUUCAGGGUGUAUAAUAAGGGACCACUAUUUACGUUAUGUGAAGUGUCACGCAAGGAGGUGCUGUGUGCGUUAAACAUGCAUCGUGGAAUAUCGUUCCUGAUGUUCUUCGCAUGUGUGAUCGGACUGGCAAUUAUCUGGAUGUACGGUCUCUGCUUGGUGAACGAUACAUCCUGCUCUUAUAGCGAACACUUUCAAAUAAACAAAACUAUCGCCAUAAUUGUGUUUGUACUAGGUUGUGUAGGCCUUAUCACGUCUGCCAUUGGAAUCGCGCUGAUUCGGAAAUAUGGGGAAGCUUUCGGUUUACAGAUCAUGACUAGACGUGAUAGACACCUACGUUAUAUGGGCUAUCCUGGUGACGUCAGACGUGAAACCAUACAAAGCAUUGACAUGCAGCGUCAAAUAAAUAAUCAAAAUAAUUAUCCGUAUAUGCAUUCUGGCUGCGCUGGAUUUACAAAUUAUGGGUUCGAGCCCCCAACACCACCACCAUACACCCCGAGUGCCGUACAAUUAACCGUUGAUGGAAGAGAAGUGCAAAGCGGUCAAAUUCUACAAAGUACAAGCCCGUGCAUAAAUCCAGAAAAUCCACCUAAGUAUUCAGACCUAGAACCUAACGUUAUUCCUUCCGAACCACCUCCGGCUUAUAAAGAGACCGAGGACAGUAAAAUGGAUUCUAACACCACUGAUUGACAUUCCCUUUGGUACAAGCUGAAUACAAUUGCUCAGCAUAUCCAUAUUAUUACUAUGAACACAUUAGUCCUUCUUUGCUAGAGAAAAAAUAUUCCUUGCAUUGGUAUGGUAUGAAAUGAGUUGAAAAAUGUUUGCUAUUAUAUAACUAGGAUAUAUGGUCAGUCUCGUCAUAUAUUUUAAAGAUAAAUUGUUGAAAAGAUUAUAUUGAAAUCAUCAAAAUAUAACUACACUAUAUUUUUUAUUUUUGUGUUACCAAGGCAACAUGUUGUAAAGGCUUGGUAGCCUAUAUUCAUUUAAUAUGACGGACGAAGUUUCUCUCAGUCUGCAUAUUAUAAAACAACCAGAAAUGUGGAUUAUAAGUAUGAUAUAUUUGAUGUCGGUGAUUAAUUAAUGUCCUCUAAUUGUGUAAAGUGUUAAUCAACAAAGGUUACACAAUGACGGUUGACACAACGUCAAAUGAAAUCAGGAUCCAUGCUGUUCGCUAUCAGUUUCUCUAUUGUAAGCGAACAGCAUGGAUCCUGAUCAGACUGCGCGGAUGCGCAGGCUGGUCUGGAUCCAUGCUGGUCGCAAACCCAUUAUGUUGGUUUUGUCGUGACGCGGCUCAUUUAUUAGUUCGUUUUAAACGUUAAUACAACUUGAAUACUGUACAUUUUCUUGUUUAAGAAAUGCAAAUACGAAAAGAAUGCAUCUUUGCUUGCAACUUUUUUGUCGGCGGUCACUGAUUUAUACCGGCAUACAUUAUUAUUUUCAAACUCCGCUACGGCCAGUAUUAACCUUUAAGAGGAGAACACUGCGCGGGAGGUUGGGAUAUUGUAUAUACAUGUAUAUUUAAUACAUGACGUGUUUGUCAUUGUUGUAACGUUGACGUCAUACAUCAGUAUAAUGUAAAUAUUGUUUAUAAUCCAGAAAAUUUGUCUUUCAAUGUACCAGUGUGUUAUUUGGUCAUAUUUAUUAAUAAAUUGUAACUAUUGUGCUAGAUUAAAUAUAUGUUAUUUUUUUAAA